Molecule: messenger RNA, 1880 nt
Organism: Lotus japonicus
Lineage: Eukaryota; Viridiplantae; Streptophyta; Magnoliopsida; Fabales; Fabaceae
Exons: 13
Coding region: 193-1518 (441 amino acids)
Molecular function (GO): syntaxin binding
Source: RefSeq, a predicted model, not a curated record
UCAUCCCUAGACAAUUCACAAGUAGAAGAAACAAGGUAAAGAAGGUUAGUGUCAUAGUGUGAGAGAAGCAAAAGGUUAGUUCCACCAUCACACUCACUGUUGGAUCUUCUGCUCCAUUUCCUUCAUCAGUUUCUCCAACCCUACUGUUCCUGAAUCCAUUGUUCUCUGUUCCAUUUCCUUCUUCCAGGCAAAAUGCAGAAUCUGGAUGCAAAUCAGCUUCCUGAAGUGGAUGCAUUGCCUGAUGGGUUUGUUGAGAGCGCUAGUGAACCUGUUGCUCCUGCAACUCCGACUUUGGAACAAGAGAAACUCCCGAGUGGUUACAAGGAGGAUGGUUCCUCAGACCGAAGUCAUUCUAAUGAAUUAUCAAAUGAUUUGGGAACAAAUGAGUUUCAAGACAAUAAUGCAUGUACUUUCGAUGCCGCAGAGUUCUCAGUAGGGGUUCCCUGUAAUAGCAGUAUGCAACAGACAGAAGGUGCACAGAAUGCAUCUCCUCUAGCUGCUUCUGUUUCUGAGUCUCCACUAUCCGGAUGCUGUGAGGAAAAAGUGCAACAAGGAGAAUGUGAAACUUCAGAUAUAUCAAAACAACCUUUGGAGACAAAAGCAUUGCCUACAAAGGAUGCAUGUGCAACUGGGGCGGUUGGUUCUUCAAAUAACAAAAAACCAGAAACUGGUGAAAAGCGUAAGAGUACAAAGCGUAAUCUUAAAUCUGAGAAGGAGCUUUUAGAAUUUUCACUGAAGUAUCAACAAGUGUUGGCUGAAAGAGAUUCAGCUCUUGCUGUCAGAAAUAAGCUCGAGUCAUUGUGUAGGGAGUUGCAGCGUCAAAAUAAAAUGCUUAUGGAAGAAUGCAAACGUGUAUCAACUGAGGGGCAAAACUUAAGGAUGGACUUGUCAGCCAAAUUUCAAGAUGCUAUCAAGGAUGUGAGCAGUAAGCUUGAAGAACGAAAGGACGACUGUCUUUCUCAGAUAAAGGAGAAUGAAAUGUUAAGAAACAAACUAAAGCAGCUAGCUGAUCAAUACGAAUUAUCUGAGCAGCAACAUGCCCAGAAGUUGAAGCAAAAGUCAUUGGAACUACAGAUUGCUGAUUUAAAAAUUAAGCAACAUGAGGAAAAAUUGGUUCAGGAACAAUCCCAGAUGAAGUUGUAUGCAGAACAAGUAUCUCAGUUAUUAGCAACUGAGAAGAAUUUACGUAUACAGCUAACAACUGAUGGAGAGAAAUUUCAACAAUUCCAGGAAGCAUUGUCAAAGAGCAAUGAGGUUUUUGAAACAUUCAAACAUGAAAUUGAGAAGAUGGCGAAAUCAAUGAAGGAACUCAAGAAGGAGAAUCAAUUCUUGAAGAGUAAAUCAGAGAAGUCUGAUGUUACGCUUAUAGAGUUGGCUGAUGAGCGCGAGCGCUUGAAGAAACAGCUGGAGAAAACAAAAAAUCAGAAAGAAAAACUGGAAUCUUUAUGCCGGUCACUUCAGGCAGAGAGGAAGCAAAAUUCCUCUGAGAACAAGAACAAUAACUCAGUUCCAGUAUGAGGAACAUCUGGUUCCAACGAAAUGUAUCUUUCUAAUACCUUGUUUAUAUGUGGCCUAGUAGCAAUGGUUUGUUUUGUCACAGAACCUGCAUGCAAUUUACAUAAGUGUAUUCCUUUGCUAUAUUAAUAUCUCAUCUACUUAAAGGUCUUAAAACAGGGCAGAGCAUCUAUUUUGUUCAUCUUAUGCUAUUGUUUUUGUGGUGCUAGUAGACUCUAGGAAACACAUUUUACCCCUUUCCUUUUAUUGCUUUUCAUGAACUCUAGAAUAUCUUAUGUUGUUUUCUAAUUUUCUUUUUGGAUCUUCUGACACAUCAAGUUUGUUUUUUCUUCCAUAUGAUAAGGAUACUAAGCACUUGUGGACUA